AUGGCUUCCCCAACUAAACUAACCUCCUCUUCUUCUUCCACUCGACAAUGGAGCCAUGAUAUCUUCUUGAGUUUUCGAGGUGAAGACACACGUUUUGAAUUUACCCACAAUUUAUACACAGCUUUGAUUAGCUAUGGCUUAAACACCUUCUUUGAUACCAAUCUUGAGAGGGGAGAAGAAAUUUCAAAGGAACUUCUUAUAACCAUUGAACUGUCAAUGAUUUCGAUCGUUGUAUUGUCUGAAAAUUAUGCAUCUUCUACUUGGUGUUUGGAUGAACUUGUCAAGAUUCUUGAGUGCAGAAAAACUGGACGGAUCCUGAAGGUUUAUCCAAUUUUCUACAAAGUGACUCCAUCCGAAGUAAGAAAAAAGGAGGGAAAGUUUGGGAAAGCACUAGAUAACCACGAGACAAAAUUCAAAGACAAAAUGGAGAAGGUUACGAGAUGGAGGGAAGCUUUAACUGAAGUAGCUGACUUGUCUGGAUUUGAAUACAAGAAUGGUGUAUAUGAAUCUGAAUUUAUCAAAAGAAUUAUUGAAGAGAUAUUAAAAGUUAAAUCAAUUCACGUGAAAUUAGCUAUUCCUAAAUAUCUAGUUGGAGUCGAUUCUCGAGUGGAAGCUAUAGAAUCGCAUUUAGAUAUGGAGUCCAAGGGUGUUUUCAUGGUAGGAAUCCAUGGUCUUGGGGGAGUGGGUAAGACUACAAUGUCGAUAGCUGUUUAUGAUAAAAUUCGUGGUCGUUUUCAAGGAAGCUGCUUUCUAGAAAACGUCAGAGAAAGAUCAAAGACAGAUGCUGGCAUUAUCCAAUUACAACAGACACUGCUUACUGAUACCUUACGUAGUGGAAUUGUUAAGGUGAAUAGUGUACGUGUAGGAACCACUAUGAUACAAGAAAGGCUCUGCAAUAAGAAAAUACUUUUAAUUCUUGAUGAUGUGGAUCAGUCAGAAGAGAUAGAAAAUUUGCUUGGAUAUUGUAACUGGUUUGCUUCAGAAAGUAGAGUCAUCAUAACAACAAGAGACAAACAAGUUCUAGCCGAUCUUGAAAGAUAUGCUCAAAUAAAAAUUUAUGAGGUUCCAAAAUUGGAUCCAUGUGAUGCUUGUGAUCUUUUCAAUAUGCACGCCUUUCGAAAAAAUGAACCCAAACAAGAAUAUUCAAAUCUUGCAGAGCAUAUUAUAUCUUCAGCCGAUGGCCUUCCGUUAGCUCUAAAAAUAAUGGGUUCUGAUUUGUAUAACAAAAGUAUAGAUGAAUGGGCAUGUGCAUCCAAAAAGUAUAAGAAGAUUCCACAUGAAAAAAUUCUAGAUAAGCUCAAGAUAAGUUAUAAUGGAUUGGGAGAAGAAGAAAAAGUUAUUUUUCUUGAUAUUGCAUGUUUUUUUAGGGGAUUUAACAAGGACAAAGUUGUGAAAAUAUUAGAGGCUUGCCAAUUAUAUCCAUAUUCGGGUAUUAGAAAACUCAUUGAUAAGUGUCUUAUAACUGUUGACAUAGGGGGCAUAUUGUGUAUGCAUAACUUGCUACAACAAAUGGGUAGAGAAAUCGUUCGACGGGAAUCCAAAGAGCUUGAAAACCGUAGCAGGAUAUGGUGUCAUGAGGAUGCAUAUAAAUUGCUAACCGAAAACAUGGGGUCAAAUAAAAUUCGAGGCAUAAUGUGGUACUCACCUGAACCAAGAUUGGUGAAAUUGCAAGCUAAUGCUUUCAAAAAUAUGAGAAAUCUCAAAUUUCUCUUAGUUGAGAAUGUACGAAUUUCUAGAGAGCUUAAAUAUCUUCCCAACGAGUUAAGAUUGCUUCAGUGGUCAGAAUAUGAUUUUUCCUUGCCAUUAAAAUUUUACCCUCCCAAUCUUGUUGUGCUGAAUAUGCCGAAUAGUCAGAUUAGAUUGGAGAAACUAUUAAAACAGGGCCGCACAUUUGAAGCAUUGAAAAAUGUCAAUCUCUGUGGGUGUAAAUUCAUUACAGAAUUACCUUCCUUAUUUUGCGCCCCAAACAUAAAGAAUUUGGACAUGCGUGACUGUGUAAGUUUAACAGAGGUUCAUGAGUCGUUUGGAUAUCUUGAUAAGCUUGAAAGGUGGGACCUCACAAACUGCCGAGACCUUAAGAUUCUUCCAAGUCUCCUCGAGCUAAGGUCCCUUAAAUAUUUUAAUCUAAGUUACUGCAGAAGGCUUGAGAAGUUUCCUGCUAUUUGUGCCCCAAACUUAGAGUCUUUGUCCAAUUCUUUUUGUACAAACUUAAGAGAGGUUCAUGAGUCCGUUGGCCAACUUGAUCAGCUUAAAAGUUGGAGCCUCGAAAGCUGCCGAAACCUUGAGAUUCUUCCAAGCCUCCUCAUGCUAAGAUCCCUUCAAAGCUUGACUCUAAAAAACUGCGGAAGGCUUGAGAAGUUUCCUGAUAUUCACCCAGAAAUGAAAUAUUUGCAGCGUUUAAAUAUGGCUAAUAGUGGUAUUAGAGAAUGGCCUUCAUCGUUCAUGCAUCUCACCAAAGGGCUUCAUAUUUUAGAGCUAUCUAACAAUGAAAACCUUUGGAAUUUUCUGCAUAGCCGCAAUAAAUUGCAACUGCCCGAGGAAAUAGAUGUUCCCACUACCAAUCCCUUUGAUGGCUUUUCGGGAUAUGGGUUUCGGAGCUUGGAAUAUCUGUGGCUCUACUCUUGGGAUGGAGAUAUAACUGAAUUAGAUUUUCAAUACUUCCUCCCAUUGAGAGAACUUCAUAUAGAUGAUUCCAAUAUUAUUAGUAUUCCCCAAAGCAUUAGCGGAUUAACUAAAUUAGAAAGUAUUCACAUAGCAUAUUGUAAGCGGCUUCGGGAAAUUCCAACGCUUCCACAAUCUGUAAGAAGUGUGUAUGUAAGCAAAUGCCCGUCGGUGGAUCCACAAUCAUUUAGCAGAUUAUUGAUUCAGAUUGGAGAAAUUCUAGGGAUUUUACCGAAUAGAUUCCAUGAAGGUGCAAGAAGCAACAUAUCAAUGGAUCCCAUUCAUGACUCUAAAUCUAAAUCUGAAUAUGAAAUUUUGUACCGUCUUACACUACCAGUAACAGAGAUUCCAAAGGACUUAAAAUUCAACCAUCAGACUUUUGGAAAUUCCGUAUCCUUCUGGGUUGGUAAAAAAUUUUCAAAAUUAGCCAUCUGUAUUGCUUUUCGAACGGGGGGGGCACAUAUGCUCGUCGAUUGUGGUUUUAUAAUUUCCAUCAAUGGGUGUAAACAAAUAGAUUCAGUUUUCGCUAAAAGUUGGAUAGAAGAGGAACUGUGGUUAUUGUCUAUAUCCUUUGAGAAAUUGAAUAAACGAAAACUAUCUGAACAGAAUCACAUUGAAGUUGAGUUUAUAGCAUUUAGUUCUCAUGACUUGCUUGGAAACCACACUGAUUCCAUAAAAUGGUUGGGGGUCAAUGCAGAAUGCACCUGCUAUCCUCAGAAUUCAGAUGUCCCUUGCUUGCCGCUUCCGUGUGCUAUGAAUGGUUGUGGGUCUUCCUCCAUUCUGAAUGACACUGAGCUCCCGCCUUUGCUACCUGCUUCCUCCAUUUCUUAUGCUUCAGAUUCAGAUCACAGGGUUCUUAACAAUGGAAGAAAUUACAUACUUGCUGGAACAGGAUUCCAAAAGCGAAGAAGAAUUUGUUGA
Quercus robur (English oak) is the source of this 3582-nucleotide messenger RNA. Its product is annotated as disease resistance protein RUN1-like. The record is from RefSeq and is a predicted model, not a curated record. Lineage: Eukaryota; Viridiplantae; Streptophyta; Magnoliopsida; Fagales; Fagaceae. Gene Ontology annotation, molecular function: ADP binding. The transcript is spliced from 5 exons. Gene Ontology annotation, biological process: signal transduction; defense response. Bases 1 to 3582 code for a protein of 1193 amino acids.